Molecule: messenger RNA, 909 nt
Organism: Ipomoea nil (Japanese morning glory)
Lineage: Eukaryota; Viridiplantae; Streptophyta; Magnoliopsida; Solanales; Convolvulaceae
Exons: 1
Coding region: 1-909 (302 amino acids)
Source: RefSeq, a predicted model, not a curated record
AUGGUAGGCAGUGAUGGUGAGGGUAUAGGGAUCAAAUGGCAAAAGUUUUUGAAAGAAUCUGAACGUACUUGUCCUAAAUUUGAAUUGGGACUGACCUUUGAAGAUAAAGGGGAGUUUAGUGAAGCUAUAACAAAUUAUGCAAUCAAGGAGGGGAAGGAAAUGAAAUAUCACAAAAAUGACAAAGUUAGAUGUGUGGUGAAGUGCAAGCAUGAAAGCUGUCCUUGGCAGGUUACCCUUAGGUUUAAUAAAGAUGAUAAAUGUUGGAGGGUAUCAGUGGUGAAGGACAAACAUGAUGGCUGUGUAAGGACUCAGAAUAAUUCAAUGGUCAAUUCCUCUAUUGUUGCUAAGAGAUGGAAACAGCAAAUUAGAGGAAAUUUGGAAUGGAAAACUAAUUCAUUUUUAGAAAAAGUCCUAACCGAUGGCCAUUACAUUCUGAGUAAGAAGCAAGCAUGGAGGGCUUUAGUGAAAGCAAAAGGUGAAAUUAAACAUGAAGCAGAAGAUUACUUCAAUAAGAUUUGGAACUAUGUCUUGGAAAUAAAAAGAACUAAUCCAAACUGUACUUGUGAAGUGAAGGUGAGUGACCUUAAAGAAAAUAGAAAAGAGAGAUUUUUAAGGAUGUAUAUCUGUUGGGAAGCUACAAGGGAAGGAUUUAAGCACUGCAGGAAAAUCAUUGACCUAGAUGGGUGUCACUUGAAGUGUAAAACUGGAGGACAAUUGUUGACAGCAGUUGGAAUAGAUGCAAAUGAAAGUUUAUUCCCAAUUGCCUAUGCAGUUGUAGAAGGUGAGAACAAAGACUCUUGGACUUGGUUUCUACAGUUUCUAAAGAAAGACUUGAAGCUUGGUCCCUUAGUACAGAGUGAGUACACACUAAUGUCAGACAAGCAAAAAGGGUCUCAUACAAGCUUGUGA